GUCCAAACAGCCUGUGUAUGUCACGUGACCGGGAAGAAGGGAGGGGAGGAAGAAAAGGAGAAAAAGACCGAAAGAACACGGAUCAAAAUAAGACCAAAGACGUCGCCAAGGGCAGAUGCUGGAGAAGCAAUCAAGACGAAAAAGAUUGAAAGUGAAGACAUGAGGGACCAGCGUUAUGGGAGAUAAAUAAAGCCAUUGUGGAAAGAGGAAGAAGAGUCAGGAUGAAGCUGAAUGAGCGCAGUGUGGCUCACUAUGCCACGUGUGACUCUCCUCCAGACAAAACAGGCUUCUUGUUCAAAAAAGGUGAGCGUAACACGGCGUAUCACCGCCGCUGGUUUGUGCUGAAAGGAAACAUGCUGUUCUACUUUGAGGAGCGGGACAGCAGAGAGCCUAUAGGGGUCAUUGUCCUGGAGGGCUGCACCGUGGAGCUGUGUGAGUCUGCAGAGGAAUUCGCCUUUGCCAUAAAAUUUGACUGUGCCAAAGCUCGGAUCUACAAGAUGGCUGCGGAGAACCAGGUUGCCAUGGAGUCAUGGGUGAAGGCCUUGUCCAGGGCCAGCUUUGACUACAUGCGACUGGUGGUAAAGGAGCUGGAGAGGCAGCUGGAAGAGGUCCAGGAGGCCCAGGGGGGCGUGGUCUGUAAACCCAAGUCCGUCAGGAGGAACCACGCCAUGCGCUCCAGGUCAGGGGCCUCCUCUUCAUCCUCCUCCACCUCGUCCCUGUCCUCUGCCUCCAGUGCCCCAAUCAUGUCCGCUCCAAAGAGUGCCCAGGAUGACUCUGCCCCAAAGAGUGCCCAGGACGAGCCCCCGUCUAGGGAGAAUGGCGUGGCCUGGAGCAGAGCUCCUGUUGCUGUGUCUAACGGGUCCAUAGAGGGGGCAUCGUCCUGUGCGUCCUGGGACAGCAGUGAGGACUCUGGGAUUCACAUGAGUGCUGGAGCGGAAGGUGUGAGAGCGCCCCCUGUGCCUCCUCGGAGAAGAGGCGCUUCAUUGGAGAGCCCCUUUUCUCCGGGGACCGGCUGCUUCUCAAAACUCCAUGAGUGGUACGGCAAAGAGGUGCAGGAACUGAGGGCUGAGUGGCUGGAGAGCCAAUAACUGUCACUUUAAUUUACCUUUGAUACUGUCAUUCCAACACAAACAUUCUGUCUCUGAACCUCAGUGAGAAAGGGAAUCAUCUAUGGGACUAUUGUGCCAAUUAUACCUUUUUUCUUUGUUACAAAGAAUCAUGUGAACAUGUGUCUUUACCAAGUAUAUGAUUAAGUGUUAAAAGGAGCAAAAGCCAAAAAAUCAUAAUGAGUCACUGUCACAUUCCCAACUUUUUAUUAGUAUUUUAGCCUUAUUUGUUUUUCACGUUAAUCUGCAUGAGAUGACACAAUCAGACCAAUCGUUAAUUUUUUAAGGUUUUAUUUGUCUUGUGGAAAUCCAAAACAAUUCUGUUAGACCACACUGGAUUAACACUUAAACAUAAAAAUGAUAUAGAUGACUGACCACCCCAGUUUUGGCAUUUACGAAUACUUCUCUCGUAUCUUAGUUUGACUUUUUAUGUUUUGUAUGCAUUUCUACUUUUAUACUAUUCCAACGUUACUUUAAAAGCGCACUACGUAACUUUUCUAGUGGAGGGUCAGCUAGGUGCUUGUCUCCAUGUUACUGCUUUGCCGGGAAUGACUAAGUUAAAGACCAAGUUAAAGGCCAAAUAUACGGAGAGGCAAGAAGGUAUUUUGAGCAAUAAAAACAGAGAAAUUAAACUGAUGGACAAUGGAUACGUUUAUUGACAUAUGGUGGAACAUUCCCCAAUUUCCAGGUUGUGGAUAAUCCACAAGAAAAGUUACAUAUGAAUCCAUAACAUUAUGAUUAUGGUGCCAAUAUUCAUUGAGGAAAGCAGAAAGGAAGCUGUAAUGUGCUUAAAAAACAUAAGAAACAACUGUUGCUGAUGUGAGAAUAGGACACAUUUGAACUUGCUCAGAGUUAAAAGUAAGGCUGUAAAAUAUACCAGAAUUAUAAUUUGAUUAGUUACAAUUAUCAAAAUGCAAACACUGCAGUUAUGUAGGUAAUGCAAUAUACAUGCCUACAAUUUAUACAUCUACAAACAUGCUCUGAAAUGCUUGGGAUUCCUGUGUUAGUUUAGCAGUUAUAUAUACACAUAUUUCCAUUUUCUCUUAAAAGUUAUUGCUCUUGGAGUUGUUUACUCAGAACAAAAUCUUACUUUUUAAAGGGCCCAUAUUAUGCUAGUUUCUGAUUUAUGUGAUAAUGUAAUUUCCUCAUGACAAACAUUCCUGGAGUUGUAUUUCGUUUCGGUGCAUAUUUUAAAAGCACAAAUCCUGCAUAUUUAGGCUGAGUCCUUCUCCUUCACUGUGUUUUUAAACUCCAUACACCUUCACUAGAAACAUUUGGAUAAUUUCAGACCUGGAAUUACCAAUCUCUAGUGAACUAAUGGUAAAAGGAGCUGUGACCUUGAAAACUACUGCUUCAUGACAUCACAAAAUGGAACAGAGCAUUUUGAGCUUUGGAGAUGUAGGCAAACUAAUAUUAAUAGUGAAUCAAAUGUGUGAAUGAAACAAAAUACAACUGCAGGUAUGUUUUUUUCAUGAGCCCAAAGCAUUAUAACGUGUAUUUUGUGUAAUAUUGUACCUUUAAACAUUAAUUAACAUGAACUUAAUCACAAUUUGUUUUGUUAUUCCCAAAUUGUGCAGCCUGAGAUGAAAGCAACCAACCCCCUUAUGUAGAGGAACGCGUCUGCUCUAAGUGCAACUGCCAACCCCCAUGCAUUCCUGGACACUUGGCAGCGGAGCUUGUGUAAUCGCUAAUGCCCGAGAAUGGUCCAAAGAACCCAGGGGACUGUGGUGGGAGCGCAGUGUCUUGCCCUGAGGUACUUAUCGAGGUAUUUUUAGCACCUGUUAGCCGUCAGCCAGAUGAUGCUUUGUCAUAGAGCACUUUAGUUCUCCAUUCUCACUCAAGAUCCCCCACCCUGUAACUUGUAGCAUUUGACACCUAUUUUGCUCCUUUUUUCAGAUAGACAGAUACUUUCUUGAUCCCAAAGGAAAUUCAGAUUUUUAAGUUUUUUUUAAUCACAUUGCUGACUGUAGUUUAAAAUUCAUACAGUCUGUGGUUUCAGAAUGAUGAAAAGUUUGGACCUUUUUCGUAGCAAUUAACAAUUCAAAACAAAAUAUUAUAUCUUUUGAAUAGUCAACUCUCCCCGAAAAUAGCACCAUGCAACAGGAAGCUGAAAACUAUGAAUAGGCAAUAUUCUGAGUACUUUUUACCAUUGAAAACAAGAGAAUUAGUUUUGAAUUGUUCAUUUCUAUGGCAGUGUUUAUUUAAACCAUGGGUAGGGAUGUGUGAUGUGGCAAAAUUAUUAUUUUUAGUCUGAUACUCAUUUACAGUUUCCUCUUUUAGGUGUCAUUUUAAGUACUUUCCCCCCAUUCAAAAGCUGUAAUAUUUUAUUUGUAAAUUGUUAAUUGCUAUGGCAACGGUUCAGAUUUUUGAUCAUUCUGAAACCCAUGGAUAGUUUGAUAUUUAUACAUUUAAACUUCCUGUUUAUAGGCGACAUUUUGGGUACUUUUUCAGUUCAAAUGAUAUAAUCUUUGGAUUUAAAAUUAGAAUCUCUAUGGCAACAGUGUUAAUUAAAAUUUUAAUCGCACUGAAAUCCACAGAUAUGGAUGUGUGAUAUUGCCAAAAACUAAAGUUGUUUUACUCUUAUAAUGACUACUGAUAUUAUUAGAUGAUAUGUUUGCAAUCCAUCCCAAAUGUCCUUAAAUGUGCCAGUAUUGUUUACUGACAUACAUACUUGAUAUUCUAAUAUUUUAUACCUAUAAAACUACUAGGGAACCACGAUACCGAUACUGAAAAAUUGGAUCAAAUAUCGGUUCCAUGAUGUCUGUUCAGUCGAUAUCCUGGUUGGGCCUUUAAUUGGAUGCAAUAAGACUAUUUACAGUUAAAUUUUUUGUAGAAUUUCUCAUAAUGUUUUUUUCUUUCAUUUAUACAAAGCUGCAAAACAUAAUUGGAUCUCUUCGUUGAUAAGUUAACUGUGUUUAAGGAAAUACAUUUUCUAUCCCUACACUGGUAUUGCUCAACAUCGGGUACUGGCAGAUACUUGAAAAUCAAGGUAUUGUAUCGGAAAUGAAAAAGUUGGAUUGUUGCAUUCCUAAAAACUACAAUUUUAUGAUUUCAUUGCAGACGAUGCUUUGCCCUCUUUUAGCUUGUUACACGAGAAAACCAAAACAAUUUGGAAACUUCACAAUUUGGACUUUUGGGUUACUGUUUGUUUUUACAUUCUUGCAUUUCUCUUAAUGUUGUUUUAAAAGGUUCACAUGUAGCCAAUAUUUUACUGUGCCUUUUAAUUUCUCUAUGCACUUUUACUGUUUAUUUUUUACUAAUGUAUUAUGUGUUUUUCUCACUCCUUUUGACAAUGGCUCAGUGUCUUCAGUCACAUUGGCGCACAGCACUACAAUUACUGUCAAUCAUUUUACUGUUUCAAAAGAGAAUGUAAAAAACUUGGUACAGAAUUCCUUAAAGGGACACUAUGUAAGUUUAUAUGAGUUGGCAUGACUUAGCAAUCACCAUGGAGACAAUGUGACUCGACCAAACUAUCUUGUUUUGGAAAUAAGAAUGUCUGUAAUUACAUAAAUGGAAGAUAAUCAAGUUUAUACCAUACUGUGAUAACAUGUGAAUGAGACAAGCAGGUGACAGACCCCCCAUGAGAAAAGUUACAUAGUGUACCUUUAGUUUAAACACCACGGCUGCAGCAGAGUUUAGUUGAUGACUCUUAAGUUCUCAAUGACAAAUAUGAGCCAAGAGAAAAUGAAAGACAUUCCUUUUGAUAAACUGCAGUGUUAAUUACUACCAUGGUACUGUGUCAUUAAACAAUCAUAUGUACUAAUGUUUAAUAUUCUCAAUAAACCACAU
Boleophthalmus pectinirostris (great blue-spotted mudskipper) is the source of this 4895-nucleotide messenger RNA. RefSeq names its product PH domain containing endocytic trafficking adaptor 1 (gene pheta1). NCBI's taxonomy places the organism in Eukaryota, Metazoa, Chordata, Actinopteri, Gobiiformes, Gobiidae. Gene Ontology annotation, biological process: endosome organization; receptor recycling; retrograde transport, endosome to Golgi. The record is from RefSeq and is a predicted model, not a curated record. Gene Ontology annotation, cellular component: recycling endosome; trans-Golgi network; early endosome. The transcript has 3 exons. The coding region runs from base 222 to 1088 and encodes 288 amino acids.